Molecule: messenger RNA, 3446 nt
Organism: Perca flavescens (yellow perch)
Lineage: Eukaryota; Metazoa; Chordata; Actinopteri; Perciformes; Percidae
Gene: mylk5
Product: myosin, light chain kinase 5
Exons: 17
Coding region: 337-2946 (869 amino acids)
Biological process (GO): protein phosphorylation
Molecular function (GO): protein binding; ATP binding; protein kinase activity
Source: RefSeq, a predicted model, not a curated record
AAACGUGGGUUUGAGCAGCGGAUGAGGGAUCUGGCAUUAGAGUGACUUAGAGAGAUAAGGAGAUGGCUGCCCUGCCUGCAAAGGCCAAAGUAAAAGAGAUUUGAGAUGUAGGUGGAGUUAGUGUAGAUCAGGGGAGGGUGAGAAAAGAGAGUUUGAACAUGUGCAGAGAAGUGUGAGGAGUGAGGGCAGAGCUGCGCUGGGUUGUAGGUUUUUUACAGAAGAGCGAGACCGACCACACAGCAGUGACAGAGAAAGGAAGUGUGAUAAUCGGCCUGGGAAAUGACUGUGUGAAUUAUUUGCUGUUCCGUUCAGAGGCUGGGCUGUUCUUAAACCAAAAUGAACACUGAUGGCAGCAAACAGCGUUAUGUGUCAACCUUCAGGAUGCACAUCAAGCCGCCCGGUGCAUCGUCUGCAUCAGGGAAUGGGCCAGGAACUAUUGACGCCACUUCGGAUACUGCCACAGGGUCUGUUAACCUCUCCUCUAGUAAACAUCUGGAUCCCCCUGCCUUCAUAGAGCCACUGCAGGACUGCUGCGUGGACGAGGGACAUGACUUCACACUGCGGGGGGUUCUCACUGGAAGUCAGCCAAUCAAAGUGUGGUGGUUGCACAAUGCAGGUGAAGUGGCUCGUUUUGGGAAUCCUUCCUUCAAUGGCAGGGAGAUGAGUUUUGUGGUGAGGGAGUGCUUGCCAGAAGAUGCUGGCGCCUACACGUGUUUGGCAGAGAACAGUGCAGGGAAGACAUCCUGCUGCGCUGCUGUGUUCGUCAGAGACUUUGAAACUAUCUGCGGUGUUCUUAAUGGCGUCUCAAAUAUCUCGACUUCUGCAUCCAAGAGCAGUGUGGAGAAUGGAAGUUCACCCGAGUCUCCCAAAGACGAGCUACAGAAGUUCAGAGGAUCUAUUUGUACUUCCCCUACAGACUCUGAUAAUCUCAGCCCAGUCUCAACUCCAAGAGAAGUCAUCCCAAAGAAGAGAGCCAACUCGGGGACAGGUUCAGCAUUACAUUUUGAAAACCCUCCACAGCACCUCGAGGUGAAGGUGGGACAAGCUACUCGUGUGAUGUGUUUUUUCGCCGGCAGUCCUCCUGUAGUGUCGUGUUGGAUCAGAAACAAAGAACAGAUAGUGGAUGGUCCAGAGCUGUGGUCAGAAAAUACAGAUCGGAGUAGUACACUGGUCAUAGCAGAGGCUAAACCACAGCACACAGGCCGCUACACUGUUGUAGUGAAGGACCGCAAGAGCUCAGCACAACACACGCUCACCCUCUCUGUCAUAGAGAGGCCUCAGCCUCCAGCCUCCUGUCCUGUGAUCUCCCUCGUCUCUGCCACCAGCCUUGUGCUGUCCUGGUCGGGCCCCUGCUACGACGGCGGCAGUGCCGUCUUGGGUUAUGUGGUCGAGGUAAAGAGCCAAGGAAGUGUUGACCCUGGGGAUUGGAGCGAGCUCACUGCCCAGUGUAAGAGUACCUCAUACAGAGUGUCUUCUGGGCUGCAGCAUCAACAGGAAUACUGGUUUCGAGUAAGGGCUUACAACGCAGUGGGAGUAAGUGAGCCAGGACCAGUGUCACCAGUGGUUAGGAUGGAGCAGCAAGACAAGCCACAAGAAGAGGAGGCCCCUCAAGCGUUUUGCUGUGUCUCUAUUGACUCAUCACAAAAAGUCACAGAUCACUACAUUUUGCAGGAGAAACUGGGAAUGGGAAAGUUCGGCCUGGUGUUCAAGCUACGCCACAAAGAGACAGGACGUGUGUGUGCUGGGAAGUUCUACAAAGGCCGACGUGCCAAGGAGAGAGAGGCUGCUCGUAAAGAGAUAGAGUUGAUGAACUUCCUCCACCACCCCAAACUAGUUCAGUGUCUCGCUGCGUACGAUCAUAAACCUGAGAUGGUCAUGGUAAUGGAGUUUAUCGCAGGCGGGGAACUGUUUGAACGUAUUGUGGACGACCGCUUUGAGCACACCGAGCCUGCCAGCGUGCGCUACAUGCAGCAGAUCCUGAAAGGGAUUGCCUUCAUGCAUCAGCAGAGCAUCGUCCACCUGGACCUCAAACCUGAAAACAUUGUGUGUGUUGACACCCAUGGCACCUCCAUAAAGAUCAUUGACUUCGGAUUAGCCAGCAGGCUCGAUGAAAACACACCUCUGAAGGUGAUGCAUGGGACUCCAGAGUUUGUGGCACCUGAAGUGAUCAACUAUGAGCCUGUGUUUUUGACCACUGACAUGUGGAGCAUAGGAGUCAUCUGCUACAUACUACUGAGUGGUGAGUCUCCAUUCCAGGGUAGCAGCGAUGCAGAGACCCUCACCUUGGUCACAGCUGCCCAGUGGGAAUUUGAUGAAGAGAGCUUUGAUGAGAUUACCGACGAGGCCAAAAAUUUCAUCAGCUCCCUGCUUAACAAGGACGCCAGGCGGAGGAUGACCUGUGAAGAGGCACUUGCCCACCCGUGGAUGACAUUUGACUCUAAAGCUCUGGCCAUCACCAAGAGUCUGUCCAAGGAUAAGAUGAAGAGGUUUCUAGCGAGGCAGAAGUGGAAGAAAACCGGUAAGGCCUUGUUAGCCCUGAAGAGAAUGGCUCUACGGUCUAAAAGUGACAGCUCUGUAUCUCCUACCAGCCCUGCAGAAGAUUUACCCCUGAGCCCAGAGGCAGAGCAUGCCUUGCAGUCUCUGGAGCACAAGUUGCAGGGGCCACCACAGUUCACCCAGCGCCUGGAGGACCAGACAGUGGCUCAGGGUUCCAGUGCCCGUCUCUCGUGUCACCUCACAGGUUACCCUGACCCAGAGGUGGUGUGGCUGUGUGGUAAAGAGCCCGUGGUGGAGUCACCCACAGUGCAGAUAGAGUACGAGGACGAUGGCCGCUGCACCUUGGUCUUAGCCAAAGUUGGCCCAGAGGACACCAAUGUUUACACCUGUACAGCCACCAAUGACCACGGGGAGGAAUGCUGCUCAGCCAAACUCAUUGUUCAAGAGUAGAUUCAUUAUAUCUACAUAUGCAGAGAUAAAAAUGUAUAAACAUGUUCUUGAGUGCCUUAAACUGUUGUAUUGUACAUUGUUUUAAUACAAAUGGGGACCAGCUGUACUUUGGGUGGAAAAUAUAUAUUACAUGUAUUGUACAAAAUGUAUGAACAGAUGAAUAUUGUUACAGAGCUACAAGCAUAUAUAAAGGUUGAAAUUCCUUCAGGGGACUAUGGUAUGGUUGUAUUGUUUUAACCAAUGUGUUGUUUCAGCUAAAACCAUGAAUCUAUUUCUUAUUUUGUAAUUUCAAGAUUCCCUUCCAAACAUACUGUAUCAGCUGACGACAUUAAUUCAUUUGCUUAUGAGCAAACAGGCCUGAGAUGUUUGGAUCUGGCUUGCAAUUUCUGAUAUAUUUUUAGUUUUUGACUUGGAAAAAGAUGUCUGCACCUAUUUCCACGAAAAUACUUUAUAGUAAAAACAUUUCUCAAUAAAUCAAGUUUGUUUUGUGUAACAGAAAA